Tetrahymena thermophila SB210 is the source of this 2610-nucleotide messenger RNA. Its product is annotated as peptidase S45 penicillin amidase. Gene Ontology annotation, molecular function: hydrolase activity, acting on carbon-nitrogen (but not peptide) bonds, in linear amides. Lineage: Eukaryota; Ciliophora; Oligohymenophorea; Hymenostomatida; Tetrahymenidae. The transcript has 7 exons. Gene Ontology annotation, biological process: antibiotic biosynthetic process. The record is from RefSeq and is a predicted model, not a curated record.
AUGGGAAAAGGUUUAAAAUUUUUUUCUUACGGACUGUCAUUAGUAAUAUUUUGCACUUUUGUCUACAUAUAUCUCUCAAGCCCAGUUUAUAAUGGUUAUGUAACCCACAGCCAUCUUAAAUAUGGUGCAGUUUACGUUAGAAGAGAUGAAUACGGAAUACCUACUAUUAAAGGAAAUAAACUUAGAGAUGCUAUUUUUGGAUUAGGUUAUGCAUAGUGUUAAGAUAGAUAAUGGCAUAUGGAUUUUUCUAGGAGAUUCGCUUAGGGAAGGUUAAGUGAAAUAUUUGGAAAUAAGACAUUAGAUAUGGAUAUUUAGCAAAGAGAGUUUGGUCUUCUGAGCAUAGUUAAAAGCAUGAAAAUAGACGAAGAAACUAGGGAGCAUUUAUAAGCGUUUACUGAUGGUGUUAACGAGUGCAAUAUUAACAAAAAAGCAAGAUCUUUAGAAUAUCUUAUCACAAGAUCUGAAUUCCAAGAGUGGACCAUUGAAGACUCAGUUUCAAUCCUUAUGUAGAUAUAGUUAUUUUUGGCUUAAGAUUUUCCUGCUGAGCUUAUUAGAGAAAAGAUAGCAAAAAAGUAUACAAGCGAUGUUAGCGUAAGUUCAGGAAUACAUUGGGAAUAAGGCCAUAUCCCACUUGAAACAAUUAUGACAGAAGAAGAUGUAAAAAAAAUGGGGCUCUUUGAAAAUUACAAUGCUUCUAGCUUCAAUUAGCAAUAAGCACCCAAAGUAGCUGAAGAUUAUAUUGAUAAAAUAUUACAAAGUGGAUUAAGCGAAUAUUUGGACCAUUAAAGAGGAUCAAAUACAUGGGCAAUUCAUGGUAAUCACACUAAUACUGGAAAGCCAAUUGUUGCUAAUGACCCUCACUUAUUUAACUAAAUGCCUUCAUUUUGGUAUCAAGUACAACUUAUUUAUUAAAAUGAAAGAAAUAUCACAAUUAGUGGGUCAUCAACUCCUGGUAUUCCAGGUAUAUUCUCAGGCAUAACUGAUUACUUAGCAUGGGGUGUUACCGCUUUAAGCAAUGAUAUUGCUGAUUUGUACUCUGAAAAGCUCAAUGAUAAAAAUACUUAAUAUUUUUUCGAUGGUAAAUGGAGGGAUUUAAAAUACAGAAAUGAAACUAUUAAAAUUAAAGGAUAUCCUGAGUAUAAGCUUACUGUUAAGGAGACACACCACGGUCCAAUACUCAGUUCUUAAUAUAAAGAUUCUAAUCUAGCUCUUUGCUGGGUUAACAGAAUACACAGUUUAAAUAGCUUAACUUCUAUGUACAGAUUUUAUGAAGCAACUAACUUGCAACAAGCUUUAGAAUAGUUACAAGAUCUAUAAGUUAACUUUGGUUUAUCUUUUGCUACAAAUGAUAAUCACAUAGGUUUCUUUGCAACAGGAAUAAUUCCACUUAGAAAUAACCCUGAAAAGUCUGCUUUUAUAUAAGAUGGUACCGAUAGAAAUAACGAUUGGAUAGGUUAUCUCCCUAAAUCAUAGAAUCCUCAUUUAAUAGAUCCUGAAAGAGGUUUCAUAGUUGCUGCCAAUAACAAAAUAAGUCCUAACAGUGCAAAGGGAUUUGCUUCUGUGAAUAUGCAUCCAACUGCACGUGCUCAAAGAAUCAGAGAAAUGAUUGAACAAUACAUUAAAGAAGGGAAAAAAAUAUCAGUUGAAGAUGUUAAAAAGAUGUAAUAUGAUGCUGUAGAUGUUUAUGCAAGAUAAGUAGCACCUUAUGUGAUCAAUCUUUAUGAAAAAUAAAAAUAACAAUUUUAAUCUGUCAACGAAACUCAAAAAAUAGAUUAAAUGAUUAUACACCUAAAGAAUUGGACUUUCUCUUACGAAAAAGAAUUAGUAGGUGGUACAAUAUUUAGUACUUUCUACUUAAAAGUUGGUGAAAAGUUAUUUAACAAAUACUCAUCAGACAAAAAGUAAAGAAAUGAAGCUGUCUUUUACUAUCACAUGGAACCCUUUAUAAUGAACUAAAUUAUCUAAUGGUCAGAAGGCAAAGACUAAAGCUCUGCUUGGUGUGAUGACUCAUGCUGCUCUGAACACUAAUAAAAAUGUGUUAAGCUAUUCUUCCAAGCUAUAAAAGAUACAUAUAAUUACUUACAAAGAAGAUUAGGUUAAAAUAUCUUUGAAUGGUAAUGGUAGAAGGUUCAUGAAAAAUAGAUUCCUCAUAUUUCAUUUAAGAGUUUGCCUUAUUUUAGUAGUAUUUUAAAUAAAUCUUAUCCUGCUUCAGGAAAUAAAAGAACAGUUGGUGCUCAAGCUGAAAAUUUCAAAGAAAGUGACUUAAAUAGUAUCUUUUCUGCCAAUAUGAGAGCAGUCUACUCUCUUGAUAGAAAUGAUAAAAGUUUUUAUGUUAUAGAUACAGGUAUAUCAGAGAGUGUUCUUUCUACUCACUAUAGUGACUAAUUAAAGCUCUAUCAACAAGGGGAAUAUGUUGAAAUUAAAAGAGAUCUAAAUAAGUUAAAAGAAAACAACAAAGAUAUGCUUCUUUUGAUUUAUGAUCCUAAAUUAGGUAAGAAAUCAAAAGAAUAAAAAUCUAAUGAUGCUCCUAAAUAAGACACUAACAGCCAAACUGAAACAUCACACAAAUAAAAUAAAAAAUAAAAAUCUGAAAUUAAAACUGAUAUGUGA